This is a messenger RNA of Carassius gibelio (silver crucian carp), 1907 nucleotides long. Its product is annotated as cGMP-specific 3',5'-cyclic phosphodiesterase-like. The record is from RefSeq and is a predicted model, not a curated record. Bases 102 to 1892 code for a protein of 596 amino acids. Gene Ontology annotation, molecular function: protein binding; 3',5'-cyclic-GMP phosphodiesterase activity. The transcript has 12 exons. Lineage: Eukaryota; Metazoa; Chordata; Actinopteri; Cypriniformes; Cyprinidae. Gene Ontology annotation, biological process: signal transduction.
CCGUGUAGACGCCGGUGGUGGUUGUGGUGGAAGUGUCUUUGUGACUGAACAUCAGAAUAGAGCAGGCGGAUGAUAUCCACCGGCUGAUCUGUGGAGGCAGAAUGGAGUUCUAUCCUCCAGAAAAAGAAGGGAUGAUGGAGGCUUGGCUUGACGACAACCUAGAGUUCGCACAUUCUUAUUUUGUACGAAAGGCUUCUCGGGAAAUGGUAAACGCAUGGUUUGCUGAACGUGUCCACUCCAUUCAGCCAUCUCGGGAAGCAUCAAAAGCUCUGCCUGAACCUUUAUCGGCCAUCCAUCCACUGGGUCCAACUGAUGCACCUUCUCCAAGUCCAGCUCCAUCCACCCCUACACGAAAGAUCUCUGCAUCUGAGUUUGAUAGGCCACUUCGCCCCAUUAUUGUGAAAGACGCUGAGGGUUCGCUUACUUUUCUUAGUGAUACAGAAAGGGUGCAAAUGCCACUUCCUCCUCCCCAGCGGCCUGGCUCAGGCAGUGGGACAGAUGAGGGUGGAGGCAUUAUGGACUCAGGAGUUCGUGAAAACGGGGACCGCUGUGCUCGUCUGUUGGAGCUUGUACGUGAUGUUUCAAGUCACUUGGACCUUACUGUCCUCUGCCACAGGAUCUUCUUACACACUCACGAGUUGAUAGCAGCAGAUCGCUAUUCGUUGUUCUUGGUUGGAGAGGACAGUUCAAACAGGAAGUUCCUGGUUAGCCGGCUAUUUGAUGUCGCAGAAGGAUCCACUCUUGAGGAGGCUUCCAACAGUGGUAUUCGCCUUGAAUGGAACAAAGGAAUUGUGGGGUAUGUGGCAGCCACUGGACAGCCUCUGAACAUCAAGAAUGCAUAUGAGGAUCCACGUUUUAAUGCAGAGGUGGACCAAAUUACAGGAUAUAAGACUCAGAGCAUCUUGUGUUUACCCAUCAAAAAUCACAGAGAUGAGGUUGUCGGAGUAGCACAAGCAAUCAAUAAAAGGUGUGGAGAGAACAGUGCCUUCACAGAACAGGAUGAGAGGGACUUUUCCUCGUACCUGGCUUUCUCUGGCAUAGUGCUACACAAUGCACAACUCUAUGAGACAUCACAGCUGGAGAACAGGCGAAACCAGGUGUUGUUGGAUCUGGCUAGUCUGAUCUUUGAAGAGCAGCAGUCUUUGGAGGUCUUACUGAGGAAAACCGUGGCUACCAUCUUGUCUUUCAUGCAGGCCCAAGAAUGCACUGUCUUCAUUUCUGACAGGGAAACAGCUAACACUUUCUCCAGUGUGUUUCACAUGGAAUAUGAGGAGCUUGCAGGAUCCAUGGACUUCCCAAACAGAGAAUGCGAUGUCAAUAAGAUAAACUAUAUGUAUGCCCAGUAUGUCAAGAACACUAUGGAGACACUGAACAUUGCAGAUGUCACCAAAGACCAGCAAUUUCCAUGGACAAGUGAAAAUCUACAAUCCUCAAACAGUCAAAUUAAAAGUCUACUGUGCACGCCAAUAAGGAAUGGGAAAAAGGACAAAGUGAUAGGUGUCUGCCAGUUGGUCAAUAAGAUGGAUGAAGCUUCAGGCCAGGUAAAAGCCUUUAAUAGGAAUGAUGAGCAGUUUCUAGAGGCCUUUGCUAUAUUUUGCGGACUGGGAAUCCAGAACACACAGAUGUACGAAGCAGUGGAAAGAGCAAUGGCUAAGCAAGAGGUCACACUUGAGGUCCUCUCUUAUCAUGCCUCAGCUGCAGAGGAAGAGACGCGGGCGCUCCAGGUAACUGCGGCGGCUACGAUUCCCUCUGCUCAAUCUCUCAGACUACUGGACUUCAGCUUCAGUGAUUUUGACCUGACAGAUGCUGAGACGACCCAAGCAACCAUCCGUAUGUUUGUGGACCUUAAGCUUGUGCAGAAUUUUCAGAUGAAGUACAAGGUAUCUGCUUAGACUUUGUUUAUUAGU